AUGGGCUGUGAAGGCUACGACUACGUUGGUGGCGCUGCACCUCGCACGGAGGUGGUCAAAGGAGUGGUGUUCACGUCCAACGAGUCUCCGCCCGAUCAGCCGAUCCCCUUCCACCAUGAGCUGGCGCAGCUGGUCGACGAUGAAGUGGCUGACUUUUUCAUCAGCCACUUCCCCGACUUUGCGAAGGAGGUGGAGACCAAGGGGGUGCGCUACAUCCGAACGAUGCCAGAGGUCACAGAUCCGACGUCUGCCCAGGGGCGCUCUUGGGCUGAGUCCUACGCGGUCACAACGCGAGAGGAGGCUGAGGAAGUGAUGAGGAAACAAGGUACUACCUGGGAGUGGCUUCCCGGCGGUGACCUCAAAACAACCACGGCGGCGCUCCCUGCGCUUCGGGUGGAUGAGCGAACUGGACGGCGAGUCUUUUUCAACUCCGUCAUCGCUGCCUUCACGGGCUGGAACGACUCGAGGAAUGUUGGUGAGGAGGCCGUGGUGCUGGGCGACUACAGCCCAGUGAACAAGCCUGCGCUCAGGGCUGUGGCACGCUUCAUGGCCGAAAGAGAGGUGGCAUUUGCGUGGAAGAAGGGCGACAUUCUGAUUGUUGACAACAGCAGUGUCCUCCACUCCAGGCAGAGCUUCGAGCCUCCUCGACGCGUUCUCGCGGCGCUGCGUGGACCACCCCUGCGUGGCCCGGUGCUGCGCGCAGGCAUCAUUGGCACUGGAGCCAUGGGCAAGGAGCACAUCCGUAACGUGGCCCUGUUGGAUGGGCAGAUGGUCGUGACUGCUGUCGCUGACACGAGCGAGGCUGCUCUCCGAGAGGCCUUGGAGGAAUUGGGGGGAGAACGUGCUCCCCGUGUAGCCAUCUUCCGCUCCGAUGAGGAGAUCAUCAACUGCGACUUCGUGGAUGUCCUCAUCAUUUGCACGCCCAACUUCCAGCACAUCCACACGCUUCGAAAGGCCAUCAUGUCUGGCAAGCACAUCCUUUGCGAAAAGCCGCUGUGCACAACGGUGGAAGACUGCGAGGAGGUCGAGCGUUUGCUGACAGAGCGCGUUGUACGCUCUGGCGCCGAAAAGGCGCCUAUCUUCAUGACGGGUAUGGAGUACCGGUACAUGCCGCCUAUCCGUCGCCUCAUUGAGGAGUCGGACUCAAGGAAGCUUGGGGAGCCGAGGGUUCUCUCAAUCCGAGAACAUCGCUUCCCCUUCCUAGUAAAGGUGGACAACUGGAAUCGCUUUAACUGCAAUACCGGCGGGACCCUUGUAGAGAAGGCCUGCCACUUCUUUGACCUCAUGCGCCGCAUUCUACAGAGUGAGCCUAUCUCUGUGUAUGCAUCUGGGGACCAAGCCAUGAACCACAAGGACGAGGUCUACGACGGUGGGAUCCCUGACAUCAUCGACCAUGCCCUGGCCGUCGUGGAGUUUGCAAACGGGGCGAGGGCAUCCCUGGAUCUCUGCAUGUUUGCGGAGGAUGAACAGACGGAACAGGUGCGAGUCGUUUGCCAGCAAGGCAGUGUGGAGGCCAAAUGCCCUGAAGCUACUGUUCGCAUAGUUCAGCGACGAAAGGUCCGUGGUCUUGGCCGCACUCCACCUGGCAAGGACGAAAGGGCUGUGCCCGAAGUUAUUCGAAUGCCAAUUUCCAGUGAGCUGGCAGCUGCCGGCUACCACGAAGGUGCCACAUUCUUUGAGCUGGAAGCAUUUGCGGAAGCGGUGCGAGGCAAGCGGCCUGUGCCAGUGACUCUAGACCGCAGCUGGUCAAGUUUUUCAAAACGAAGGCUUGCAUGUCUUAGCCUCGGUUUGCCUUGA
This is a messenger RNA of Symbiodinium pilosum, 1797 nucleotides long. Lineage: Eukaryota; Dinophyceae; Suessiales; Symbiodiniaceae. The record is from the annotation of a GenBank genome assembly.